AUGUAAGUUCCAGAAUACUUGAAUUCAUCUGUUAUUAGCAAUGCUGGAUCUCAAAUUCAAACUAAAUCUAAACAUGUCUUUUUCUAGUGCAUUCUCAAGCUAACAACUACCCUCUCUUUAAAAAGUAUUAUAAUGAAUGAACUCAAAUUUUUAUAUUAAUUGCCUUUCCCUUAAAUUCAGGAGUAUGACUUAUAACCAGGUGAACAAAUCAAGAAGCCAUCCACCAAUCAGAUAUAAAAGAUUUUGAAUCUUUAAAGAUUAAUCAAAUUGAAUGAGAAAAUUGUAUUCACAUUCAGAAUAGUCAGUGAACCUUCAUUAUUACAUUUAUUUGAUUCUAAUGGUUGUACAUUAUUACAUUCAGCAGCUCUAAAUGAGAGAAAUGGAACUUUUAAGAUUUUAUUGAUAAAACGAAUUGAUUAUAAGAAGACAUAUAACGAAGGGAGAACUAUUUUGGAUAUAGCAAUUAAAUAAAAAAAUCAAAUAUUAAUAGAUUACAUUUAUCAAAUUAAGAGGAAAGGACUUAAAGAAUUGCAUUCAAAUAAUUAAAUCAUUCUCAAUCGAAUAUCAUAAAAUUUAAAAAUAAUAUAUUUGUAAGUAGAACCAUUAGAAUCUACUUGA
Messenger RNA from Paramecium tetraurelia, 618 nucleotides. RefSeq lists its product as uncharacterized. Lineage: Eukaryota; Ciliophora; Oligohymenophorea; Peniculida; Parameciidae. The transcript has a single exon. The record is from RefSeq and is a predicted model, not a curated record.